AGCUCAGAAGAUUCGACCAGCUGAACACAUCACCGAAUAUCCAGUGAAGAUGCUUUGCCCAAGCACAUUUCAACCUCAUCUUAGACCAUUCAUGGACUUCCACUGGCCAGUGCGCAGUCUCUGGCCAGAGACGAGACCUCUUUUCUUUCAGAUUGAACGAGAAAUGAUGAGACACAUGCAGGAGAUGAGGAACAACCUGGAGUUCAUGGAAUGCCUGCAUCAAAGGAUUUUCAAUGAGAUUGACCAUGUUUCACCCAUGACAACUUUCAAACCCAUCUCAUUCCAACUUGGAAAGGAAGGAAUCCACUAUGCACUGACAUUAGACACAAAGGAUUUUUCUCCAGAGGAGCUGUCUGUCAAACAAGUGGGCAGGAAGUUGCGGGUGAGCGGAAAAACAGAGAAGAUGCAAGAUGAUGGGAAUGGAUCAUACUUGUGUAGAUGCCAAGAAUUCAGGCAAGAGUUUGACCUUCCUGAAGGUAUUAAUCCUGAGGCAGUGACCUGUGCUUUGCGUAAUGGCCAGCUACAGAUACAAGCACCUAAAGAAGCUACAUCUACCGGUAAUGAGAGAGUGAUUCCCAUUACGUACACUCCUGCUGUCAAGAAUUCCACUCCACAGAGUCCUGUUCCUCAGAGCCCACAGCCUGAGAGCCAAGCAGCUGAGGCAGAAUCUACAGAUAAUUGAGUUUAUUCUUUGUGAACACUGUCACCCACAAUGGAACAAAUUAAUCUAUGGAAAAUGGACAUAAUUUAUAUUUACAAAUAGACUGAGUUGACUUUAUAAGUUUUUUAAGUCACCAACAUUUUGUAGCUUUGUAUGAACCAUUUGUUUAUUGUAAAACAGAAGACAAAUAUUCUUCAGUUCAGUUCCUCAGAAGUAUUACUAUAUUAUAUACAUUUUUGUUAAAUUCCAAGAGAUGUUCUUGUCUUGUUUCCAUUAAAUAAACAAA
Myxocyprinus asiaticus (Chinese sucker) is the source of this 947-nucleotide messenger RNA. RefSeq names its product heat shock protein beta-11-like. Lineage: Eukaryota; Metazoa; Chordata; Actinopteri; Cypriniformes; Catostomidae. The transcript has a single exon. The coding region runs from base 50 to 682 and encodes 210 amino acids. Gene Ontology annotation, molecular function: protein folding chaperone. Gene Ontology annotation, biological process: protein refolding; response to heat. The record is from RefSeq and is a predicted model, not a curated record.